UUCAUUUUAAGAGGGGAUACCAAGGCCAAGAGUUCUGGGAGACGAGGAAUGGAGGUUGUGGGCUCCUUGGCAAGCGCCUUGUGUGGCUUGGCUCUGGGCCCUGCUAAGAAGAUAUGGGACUGCAAUGCCAACAUUGAAACGCUGGAGAACAAGGCACACCACAUCCAAGACAAGAUGAACGCUUUCGGUCGCCACAAGGAGCGAAAUGGACCUGGCUUUAUGUUCUCUCAAGCGGCCGAGGAAUGCUUGGAGCGUGUCAAGGAAUGGAACACCAAGGCACAAGCACUCUUGGGAUCACGCCACAACAGGAUCUGGGGGCCCAUAAAGCGGUACAAGCGGAGUAACGAGAUCGCAAAGUCCUUAAGUGCCUACGACGAUCUCCUGUCGCAGAUCCAAGGUCACGAGCAUGAGCUGAAUGUCCACAUUGAGGAGCUAAAGAAGAGGGCAUCCAGAAUCCAGGCCACGCUUGACAAGUUUAAUGCUCCCAAGCACAGGAAUCCAGAUUUCCGCUACUCUGGUGAGGCUGAGGCGUGGCUGACUGAACUGACUGAAUGGACUAAGAAGGCGCAAGCGCUUCUUGGAUCACAGGAGAAGCGAUCUGGCGCAAUUUCGGAGCUGGUACGCACUUGCGAGGACGAUCUCCUCCCGCAGAUUGAAAGGUACGAGCGAGUAGAGUUGAGAGUGAUACAGCCGAGCACCAGCUUUUCCGUACGGAGUUGUCCACAAGACAGAGGUCUCGUAAACUAUGUACGGCGUGGUGUUCCCGAGCCCAACGACAUGUUUGGCCGCCAUGGGGAGCAGCUGGAUGAGGUGGUGAAUGCCCUCCUGGAUCCACAAGCCCCGGGGAAAUGGUUUGGACUCCUGGGAAUGGGAGGGUGUGGCAAGACCACCCUUGCAAGCUUCGUGCACAAUGACGAGAGGAUCCGGCAGCAUUUCCAUGACAACAUUGUGUGGAUCACUGUCAAGAAAGAUGCAUCGGAGGAUGAUCUCAGGGCCCAGCUCCUCAACGCUCUUGAAUGGGGCGGCAUGAGAGAGAGGGCCCAAAAUGCAGGCACCCUUGAGCAUGUGCAGCACUUGGCACAAAAUGUUGCUCGUGGAAUUUGUGUCUUGCUGAUACUGGAUGAUGUGUGGGACAUGAGCUGGGCCAAGGGACUGGAUUUUAUAGCAGGGCCGUCCUCUUACAGCCGGGUGCUGGUAACAACCAGAAAGGAAGGCAUUUUGAGCAUGCUGGGUGCAAAGGCAUUUCCUGUGCAUGAGCUAUCAGAGGACGAGAGCAAAAAGAUGUUUUGGAAGUUUGCCUUUUAUGAUUCACUACCUAGUGAUCCGGACAUUGUGAAAGUUGCCGAGAGAAUAGCUAGCAAAUGUGAGGGGCUCCCUUUAGCUCUUGAAGUGAUUGGCAGUGCCAUGGCUGUCUACAGGAAUGAGGGGCCACAGGUGUGGAAAGAACGCUAUCAGAAGAUGCAUUUGUUGAAUGACGGGGACAUUGAGAAGCGGAUGUUCCAGCGCUUGAAGUUUAGCUAUGACGAGCUGGGACGCUUUAAUAAGGAUGAAAAGCUGCAAGAGUGCUUUCUCUAUGUGGCUGCGUUUCCAGAAGAUAAGCGAAUCCUGUUUGAUGAUCUGAGAAAAUGUUGGAUAGCGGUUGGGUCAGAACUCUCGCCUCUGCAGAUUGUUAGUGAACUGGAACGAAGAUGCCUAGUGAAGACAACUGAUUCUCGAUUCAGAUUCGAGAAUCAGAUUCGAUGGUAUAAGUAUGUAACUGUGCACGAUAUGGUACGCAAGCUGUGCAUAAGAAUCUUGAAAGGGAAGUACCCACCCCAGGAAGAGCACGAGAAGGGAUGCCUGUUUGGCUAUGAUUGUCCACCUGGGAUUUCUCCAACAUUUUCUAAAGUUUCAUUCAUUGGAAAGAAGGUUACAUACAGCCUUUUGUCUGACAUUCAUGUGCGAGAUGUCUUGCUUCUCGAUGGAUGUCAUGGAACUUCUGGUGUGGAUGUCAGUCUUAUUAUAGAUCACAUCCAAAAUGUCAAGGUAUUGAGCUUGCUUCACUGCUAUGAUCAGGUCCGUUUUAUUGCAGAGAGCAUAUCCAAGCUGAGAAACCUUCAAGCGCUUGACCUUCGAUAUUCAAGUGUGACAAUAUUACCAGAUGCGCUCUUCAGCUUGACAUCACUGAAGGUUUUGAAAUGCAAUAACAUCAGAAAAUUCAACUUUGCAUUACUGCGCCAAUUAUUCAACUUGGAAGAGCUGGAGCUUUAUGCCAAUAAGGAGUUAGCUGUGGAUUUGAGUGGAAUUUCAAGCCUACACAAGCUAAGACAUUUAACGCUAGUACUCUGUAGUGCAACAAUAAAAAUACCUCACGGCCUUGGUGCACUAGAGGACAUUGAGACACUGGAGUUGCGGGCAAAAAGCAUGGACUUUGGCGAUUUCACCGGCCUGUGGCAACUUGUCAAUCUAAGACGAUGUCACGUUAGGGUGAUAUCGACUAUCAAACUUGACUGGAAGCGAAUGUUUAAGAAUUCCAAACAGCUUGAGGACUUUUCCAUUACCGGGAGGGUACAAGACGGUGAAAACAAUGCCGAAACCCUUGAAUGGCCACAGCUACAAUUUUUAACCAUCAGGAGCAUCAAAGACCUGUCUUGGCUAAAGGGCUUUCAACGGCUACGAGAACUUGAGAUAGACUGCAGUGAUAUCCAGUUCUUCAGUCUCGAUGGAUUGUUCCCAUGCCUCGAACAUCUGGAGCUUCGAAAUCUGCGCAUUGCACAGUCGGAGUUCAAGGAUGAUUUGGCAGCAAGUCUUCCAAACCUGGAGAGGUUAACAUUCCUUGUGGCUCUUGAUAAUACAUGGGAGCAUUUGCCUCUCUUUGUGACACAACUCCCCAAAGAGCUUGAUGAACUGAGAAUAGAAGGUUACAUGAGGAGAGUCUUGAUGCCAACCGAGAGAUCACAGCUGAAGGUGAAACAGUUCAUAUUAUAUUUGCGGAAGGGCUGUAUGAGGCAGCUCCCCAAUGAUUUCUUUGAGCCAACAGACCAGAUGACUCUUUUAAGACGUGUGCGCUUCUCUGGGAAAGAUAUUCCAUCAUCCAUUGCAUCUCUUCCAGGAUUGGAGGAACUUGUGUUCCCUGAUCAUGAUGCUGUAGUGUGGCCCCAAUUGAGUCCAGACAAUCACGGCCUUGGCUUAUUUCCAAGGCUCAAAUUCUUAUGGUGCCCAAAAGGUACGAAAGUUCCACCUUGGCUUGUGGAACGGCCGGAUCUCCAGAUAAGCUCUUGAAGAUCUGCGCAAAUGCUACACUAUUUUGCAUCACAAGCAGGACAUUAAAAAACGAAAACAGAGAUUUCACACCGUCAGCAGCGUUUGGAGAAGAAACAGUUUCUUUUUUUCUUACAAAUAGUAUUCUCGGGAUAUUACUUUACUCUCGUAACCUUGUUUCCAGAUCUAAGAUGUGACAGCAGCAAGAUCGAGUCCUUGGCCUUCUUUUCCACAAGCCUCCAACGCAUUGGAGCCAUGGUUACCAUUUUCUUGCAUAAUUACUGUCAGUGCUAUGAACGUCGGCCUUGCCCUCGUCUUGCUUUGGAGAUAUGGCCAUCUCGUCUGUCUCGGCCUGAGGCCUCUCAACACUGGGAUAUAAAGACUGUGACAGUGAAUGCGGAACCGUUGCUCCAAGAGCUUGAAAGGCCGAGAAAUCUGCUCGAUCCAGGACAAUUCUCCCUGCUCCGUUUCUUAUUUUCUUUGCCCCUGCAACAUACAUCCACUGCUGCUUACCAGCAUCUAUUA
This is a messenger RNA of Selaginella moellendorffii, 3765 nucleotides long. Its product is annotated as probable disease resistance protein At1g15890. The record is from RefSeq and is a predicted model, not a curated record. The coding region runs from base 49 to 3261 and encodes 1070 amino acids. Gene Ontology annotation, molecular function: ADP binding. The transcript is spliced from 3 exons. NCBI's taxonomy places the organism in Eukaryota, Viridiplantae, Streptophyta, Lycopodiopsida, Selaginellales, Selaginellaceae. Gene Ontology annotation, biological process: defense response to fungus.